UCUAAGCACUCCCGCGUUUGACAUUGCUUCGGAUAAUAAAAUUUAAACUCUGCAUUUAUCCUAACUUCUCUUCCUUCUCCACUUCUCACAUUCCUUCAAGAUGGUUGCCGCAAAGAAACAUCAAUCAACAUGCUUGGUACGCAGCAGUAUCAAUAUCGAUCAAAUGUUUGCCGUCCCGCAUGUAGUUCGACCGGGCGAAACACUUUCAUCAACAGAAAUGCAAUCUAGACCGGGCGGAAAAGGUGCAAAUGUGAGCGCAGCAGUGGCUUUAGCCGGUCAAAAGGUGAUCAUGAGUGGAGCGGUUGGAAAAGAUGCAGAAUGGCCGAUUGAUGAAUUAGAUAGUCGUGGUGUAAAAACAGACAAGAUUCAAGUUUUUGAUUCCGUUCCAACAGGUCGUGCAUUCAUUCAAGUUGCAAAAGAUGGUGAAAAUUCAAUCGUUUUACUUAAAGGUGCAAACUUUUAUCCAAACGAACAAGCUGAUGAUCCCAAAAAAGUUUUUGAUUCUUGUGCUUCUUCUCAUUCUCCAAUCACACAUCUGAUCUUGCAAAACGAAAUUCCACUAGAAACGACAAAGGCGUUCCUUCAUCAUGCUCAUCAACAAAGGGAAACAAGAUGUAUCAGCGUUUUCAAUCCUUCUCCUAUGCUUGUGGAGGAAGAAGUAAGAAAGUUUGCAUGGAACGAAGUUGACGUUCUCAUCGUAAAUGAAGGCGAAGGUGAAGAUCUAUUAAAGGCAUUAGGCACCAAUGCUCAAGGUGAUGUUCUGGAUACACUUGCAAAUGUUUCGCAACUCAAGGAAGUCAAUUAUAUCGUCAUGACAAAAGGUUCCAGAGGAAGUGCAGCAUACGUUAGACCCUUCAAGCAAGACAAAUCAAAAGUAUCGCAAAUUCAAAGAACCAGAAUCGAUGUUCGUGCAUCUAAACCCAAACAAGUCGUAGAUACAACAGGAGCAGGUGAUACGUUUGCUGGUAACUUGGUAGCUGGUUUGAUGCGAUUACACGACGAUCAAGGCGAAGUUGAAGCAAAUGAGAAAAAGGCAAUCGAAGCAGCACAAGAAGUUUUACGAUGGGCAGGAGCGGCAGCAGCAAUGGCGGUAGAAAAGAAUGGAGCAAUGGAGAGCAUACCUAGGUUCGAAGAUGUUCAAAAACGAGGAAAAGAACUUUUGGGCUAAUGUAUAACUAUCAAAACGCAUCUCUUUUGUUAUUCUGUUUUCAUAAUUCCGCUGUAUUUGCAUGAACAUUGAGUCAUUGUGAAAUAUGAAAAAAUGCAGGAAGACCGAAUAAAGUAACACAUUAAAAACAUUUUACGGUAAUGAUGCAAAGCUUGGAUGGUGAGAUU
Meira miltonrushii is the source of this 1335-nucleotide messenger RNA. Its product is annotated as Ribokinase-like protein. The transcript has a single exon. Gene Ontology annotation, molecular function: ribokinase activity. Lineage: Eukaryota; Fungi; Basidiomycota; Exobasidiomycetes; Exobasidiales; Brachybasidiaceae. Gene Ontology annotation, biological process: D-ribose metabolic process. The record is from RefSeq and is a predicted model, not a curated record. The coding region runs from base 101 to 1168 and encodes 355 amino acids.